This is a messenger RNA of Yamadazyma tenuis ATCC 10573, 1161 nucleotides long. NCBI's taxonomy places the organism in Eukaryota, Fungi, Ascomycota, Pichiomycetes, Serinales, Debaryomycetaceae. The record is from RefSeq and is a predicted model, not a curated record.
AAAUAUUUCACAACCUAUCUAUUGCAUCGCAGUUUGUGUGUACACCUUUGUGCCUGUCGCUUUCUGACUCCAACUCUCGAUAUACAUCUGAUGAUCAGGCCAUCCCUUACCCAAGUUGGUCCCAGGGUGCUGCUGACGCCUCACGUCCCUCGGCCUGCCUUUGCUGUCGCAGCCAGGUUCUCAUCCACUGCAAGUGGACCACUUAAUCCUGACUCGAUCUUUGUCAUUUCUGUACCAAUAACCACAAAACGGUCGUACGUCUACUGCAACCACAAGCCUAGAGUUCUUUCUGAGGCUCAGGCCCGCCAUUUCCCAUUGGCUACCAGGUUGGAGUCCAAACUCACGGGAGCUGCCUUGAAGGUAUGGACAAAACUCUCGACAUCCAAGGCAUCUAUUAAUAUCAAAAUCACUGCUUUGGCCAAGCGCAUGCUUGACACGGUGGCGUACCAGGAAAACUGUUUGCGGUCAUUUCCAUCCAAGGAUGCCAUGAUCAGAGAAAUCAAUCAGGAAGCCCUUUCCAAGAACCAACCUGAUCCUCUUGUGGUACAAAGUCACAUUGACCAGUUGAAAAUACACCACAGCCAAAUCAAGCCGAUUCCAAUGUACCAUGCCAGUUUCCAGACCCCCGGCAACAUUAUUAGUCAAUUGGAGGAGUUUAAAACAAACUCUUAUUCCACUCACCUAAAGUACCUGAUUCUUUGUGGAAUAGGAGUACCGAUUUCUUUACCAUUUGCAAUUGUGCCUGUGAUUCCCAACAUCCCGGGGUUCUAUUUGGCGUAUAGGUUCUAUUGCAACGUCAAAGCGUUAAGUGGUAUCAACCAUUUGAAGUAUCUCUUGGAGUCCAGCGAUGGAACGGCUGCGGGCACUCGUCACCUUGAUUUUAUCACCAAGCCAGAAAUCGAUAGUGUUUACCGCGAAACUAACGAUAAAUCCGACUUAUACAUUGAUUCGGUGCAAGAGGAAGAACGUCUCAUUAUAAGUCCCAAGAUUAUUGAAGAUUUGACCGACAAGUUGAAUAUUCCACACUUGAAGGAAGAGUUGAACAAAGCUUGGCGACAGGAAAAGCUGAGGUUGAAGCGGGAAUUGAAGGUCGAUGAUGCAGUUCAGUAAAAUGUAUAUAGUUUGUGAUGUUUUCACAAUAAUACGAAUAUUUAUCUCCCA